Cladocopium goreaui is the source of this 666-nucleotide messenger RNA. NCBI's taxonomy places the organism in Eukaryota, Dinophyceae, Suessiales, Symbiodiniaceae. The record is from the annotation of a GenBank genome assembly.
UGGUCUCAGGUAUCUGAAGCUUCAAGAUAGGCCAGAACUAGGACCUCAACUGGGUCAUCAAGAAUGAUGGAUCACAUACGUUAGGGAAAGAGAAGAUGCCUUCAAAUCAAAGGCCACGAAGCCUUUUGUCAAAUUGGUCAUGGAUGGACCACUGGUACCGCCACCAAAUCCUGUGCGGCUCGUAGCUGUGGUGUUUCGGAGCGCUGCGCUUGCGCGCGAACACAGCCAUGGGUCGCGUGCGAACGAAGACGGUGAAGAAGGCUGCACGGGUCAUCGUGGAGAAGUACUAUGCCAAAUUGACCUUGGACUUCCAGGUCAACAAGAAGAUCACGGAGGAGGUGGCCACCAUCCCCUCCAAGCGCCUGCGCAACAAGAUCGCAGGCUUCACCACGCACUUGAUGAAGCGCAUUGGCAAGGGUCCCGUCCGUGGCAUCUCCCUUAAGUUGCAGGAAGAAGAGCGCGAGAGGCGCAUGGAGUUUGUCCCUGAUCGAUCAGAGGUCAAUACGGACUACAUUCAGGUGGAUGCUGACACCCGUGACAUGCUGAAGGAGAUGGAGAUGGAUCGACUGCCCAACAUCGCCACCUCCAACAGCACGUUGACCGGCAUGUCCAUGCGAAAGUAAGGAGAACCGAGAACGACAUCACAGUGGCUGGCACAGAAAAAAA